Gavialis gangeticus (Gharial) is the source of this 2169-nucleotide messenger RNA. RefSeq names its product ubiquitin-conjugating enzyme E2 variant 1. Gene Ontology annotation, biological process: protein K63-linked ubiquitination; DNA damage tolerance. Bases 60 to 503 code for a protein of 147 amino acids. Lineage: Eukaryota; Metazoa; Chordata; Crocodylia; Gavialidae. The transcript is spliced from 4 exons. Gene Ontology annotation, cellular component: nucleus. The record is from RefSeq and is a predicted model, not a curated record.
AGUUCGCGCGUGGCGGUGACGGGGCGGAAGGGGCGGGCUCGAAGCGGUAGCGGCGCAAGAUGGCGGCCACCACGGGCUCGGGAGUAAAAGUUCCUCGUAAUUUUCGUCUGUUGGAAGAACUUGAAGAAGGUCAGAAAGGAGUAGGAGAUGGGACAGUUAGCUGGGGUCUUGAAGAUGAUGAAGAUAUGACCCUUACAAGAUGGACAGGAAUGAUUAUUGGGCCUCCAAGAACAAUUUAUGAAAACAGAAUAUACAGCCUUAAAAUAGAAUGUGGGCCUAAAUAUCCAGAAGCACCUCCAUUUGUAAGAUUUGUAACAAAAAUUAAUAUGAAUGGAGUAAAUAGUUCUAAUGGAGUGGUGGAUCCCAGAGCCAUAUCAGUCCUAGCAAAAUGGCAGAAUUCUUAUAGUAUCAAAGUUGUUCUGCAAGAACUUCGGCGUCUAAUGAUGUCUAAAGAAAAUUUGAAACUUCCUCAGCCACCUGAAGGACAAUGUUACAGCAAUUAAUUAAAAAAAAAAUCAUGCCCCCCUAUUCAAUUUAAGCUGUCUUCAUUUUCCACAGUAGUAAAUUUUCUAGAUGCAUCUUGUAGACCUCAAAAUACUGGAAAGGAAGUUCCCAUUCAAAGGAAGUUUAUCUUGAAUACUGUAAAUGAUACUAAUUUUCCAUUUGAAAUAUAAGUUGUGCUAUAACAAAUAAUCCUGUCAUGUGUAACCACUGUUCACAUAGUUGAACUUCUGGUAUCAAGAAAAGUCUAUUUAAAUUUAUUACUGUCAAGACCAGUGUGGCACAUCUAACUCAACUGUGAAAGCAUAGAUCACACAAUCACCUUGCUGUGUGUUUGGCCUGGGUUAUUCCCCUUCCCCCACCUUUUUCUGUCUUUUGCAAUAGAGUCGAAGCUCAGGGCUAUUUAUUAGAGGAGACACAAAGGUUUUAGCUUCCAGUACUACACUGGGCUUUAUGGACUACUAAUGGGGAUGUGUGCUAACCUCAAUCAUCCCUCCCUUUGUGCUAUCUCUAGUAAAGGCUGAAUGUGACUGUGGUUGUUCUUUUUGGGUUUUCUUUCUUUUCUUUUCUUUUCUUUUUUUUCCUUUUAUUGCCCUGAUAAUCAGGGGUAGGCUUUUCUUCCCUUUGGCCAAGGCAUAGAUUGUAUUUCUCCUCCCGGUCCCCCUUCCCAGUUAUGUGGGCCUUGGGUGAGGGAUUCAGGGUUCUUCGAUCUCUCUCCUCUCCCCCAUUGUCCUAGUGGGGGUGCUGCUUUAUUUUUUGUCCCCUUCUAUGACUCUUCUUCGUGCCAGUGGCCAGCAAUGGGGUAAGUGUUGGGGCAGUUAUCUGAUGUGUCCCCUCAUGCUUGUCAUUUUGUUUUUGCAAUGAAUUUAGUCUUCACCAGCCUGGGAAACAAGAGUAUCUAUUCUGCUCGCAAACUUGGAUCUCCCCUGCCCCCUUGGCACUGCUGCCACACCGCCAAGCUGGCCACGGCUGAUAUUAGAUAGGCUUUUGACAUGGUGAAAAGAGCAGUAAUUUACCAGGAUUGCUUGGAUCUGCUAGCUGCCAAACCGUAAUAGGGAAACUCUGCAAAUAGAAAUUCUAAACACACACUCCAGUUAAACCAACUUGAAUUUUGGUGCUUUACAAUUGACCUGAGAAUGUUAACUAAUAAACAAUGCACUUACCUUUUGGCCCUUCUAAAGACCUGACAACUAGAGACAAAUCAGCAUACUGUAGACUUUGUUUUGACACUUCAAGUCUCAGGAGGAAAAACUGUGCCAUGAAGAAUUGGAGGGGAAUGGUGCGCACAGCAGAUUAAGGACCUCCUUUAUUGGCAUUGCGUCCUGGCAAAUCACUGUCUUUUCUGAUUACUAUUUUGGACCACUAACUGCUGAAAUGUGGAUGCAAGCUUAAAUACAAACAACCUAGUGUGUCCUAAGUUUUAUGAAAAAAUCAGUGUUUGUGUAAAAAAUAAAAAAAUAAAAUAAAAAUAAACACACUUUAAAGCAGCAACUAUCAAGUCAAUGAACAAUUGAUGUUUCCAUUAACUCUUUUGAGGAAAAUAUUAGUUGUAAGGAUUUAACAUCCUCUGUAAUUAAAGUUUAACAUAACAGUAUUCCAUAAGCAGCCUUUUUAUUGUAUCAGACCAUUGCCUGAUUUUAAUAUAAUAAAAAGUGUGCAUUAAUAUUA